Molecule: messenger RNA, 1260 nt
Organism: Lathyrus sativus (Indian pea)
Lineage: Eukaryota; Viridiplantae; Streptophyta; Magnoliopsida; Fabales; Fabaceae
Source: the annotation of a GenBank genome assembly
AUGGAUCAUUCUAGAUUCCAGCAACAAUGUUGCACUUUCAUCAUCUUCAUCACUAUUUUCCUUACAGGACUCGCAACAAAAUCCGAAUCAAUCGGUAUAAACUACGGCCAAAUAGCGAACAACCUACCUUCACCGGAAAACGUAGUAUCACUGAUAAAAUGCGUCGGAGCAACGAAAGUGAAACUCUACGACGCAGAUCCAAAGGUUCUAAAAGCAUUCGCCAACACUGGAGUCGAAUUCAUGGUUGGUUUAGGAAACGAAUAUCUCUCCAAAAUGAAAGAUCCAAACAAAGCCCAAACAUGGAUCAAAACUAAUCUUCUGCCCUAUCUUCCAUCCACGAAAAUCACUUCCAUUUUCGUAGGAAACGAAGUUCUAACCUUCAACGAUUCUUCACUUACUUCAUGUCUUCUCCCAGCAAUGCAAAGCGUUCACACUGCACUAGUUAAUCUCGGACUUCAGAAACAAAUAACCGUCACCACAACUCAUUCUCUAGCGGUUCUUCAAACUUCUUAUCCGCCGUCUUCCGGAACGUUCCGUCCUGACCUAGCUCCAUGCCUAGCUCCGAUCUUGAGCUUCCAAGACAAAACCGGAUCUCCGUUUUUGAUAAACGCGUAUCCGUACUUUGCUUAUAAGGAUAAUCCGAAGCAGAUUUCGUUGGAUUACGUUUUGUUUCAACCGAAUCAAGGAAUGGUGGAUCCGUCUACGAAUCUACAUUACGAUAACAUGCUCUUCGCGCAGAUCGAUGCUGUUUACUCGGCGUUGGGGAAGUUAGGUUACGGCAAACUUCCGGUGCACAUUUCCGAAACCGGUUGGCCGUCGAAAGGAGAUGAAGAUGAAGUUGGUGCAACGGCUGAGAAUGCGAGAAAGUAUAACGGAAAUGUGAUGAAGUUGAGUAGCAAGAAAGGAACGCCGUUGAAACCUGAAUCUGAUUUGAAUAUUUACCUUUUUGCCCUUUUCAAUGAGAAUAUGAAACCUGGACCAACUUCAGAGAGGAAUUAUGGAUUGUUUAAGCCUGAUGGUAGUCCUGCUUAUAACCUUGGAUUUUCUUUGUCUUCUUCGUCUUCUUCUACUUCGAGUCCGCCUUCAAAUGACGCCGUUAAAAAUGGUACUAGUGGAUCUGGUGCUGGUGCGCCGCCGCAGCCUCCCACGUCCUCCAGCGGGUAUUUGGCCAUUUCCUCUGCUACUUCACUGGAAAGAUACCAUUUGAUGUGUCUUUCUUUAUCCUUUCUGCUGCCAUUGUUGAUGAAUUUGAAGUUUUGA